Molecule: messenger RNA, 5386 nt
Organism: Acipenser ruthenus (sterlet)
Lineage: Eukaryota; Metazoa; Chordata; Actinopteri; Acipenseriformes; Acipenseridae
Product: MOB kinase activator 2-like
Exons: 5
Coding region: 392-1099 (235 amino acids)
Biological process (GO): positive regulation of protein phosphorylation; signal transduction
Cellular component (GO): nucleus; cytoplasm
Molecular function (GO): protein kinase activator activity
Source: RefSeq, a predicted model, not a curated record
CAUCAUCUGAAUAGCAAAUAUUUGUGAGCCAAUCUGCUGGAGAAACCUGCUCUCCAGCUAUUCAGUGCAGAGAGAGAGAGAGUGAGCUGAUCAUUGGAGUACCCUGACACUUAACUGAGAAACGUAAGCCAGCAAGCACAGAGUGAAAACAAUAGCGUACACACCUUCAGCUAGGGCUUUGUCUCGGCGGCACUCUCACUGGGUAUCCUCUGCUCAGUGUCUGCAGGUCUUCACUGAGGACCAGCUCGGGAAGGAGUUUUGUGUUUUCCCACCAAGCAAGGGCUCCAGGCAGCAGAUCCUCCUGGGUGUCCUGUUUUUCAGUCAGUGCUCCUGGCAGUUUGCCCCACAUGGGGAGUUCGGAGCUGUACGCAGUUUCAUACUAGUGCUGGUCAUGGGUGGAUGUCACAGUAUGGGCAGAUCAGCAAUUGUAGAACAUUCACCAAGAAAGCAGGAAUUUAUAGAUCUCAAUGGACCAAAGCUGAAGAACAACAUCACAAAAUCACCCUGUUUGCUUACUGGAAAGCCCUAUUUACAGCCUGGCUGUGUUUCAGAAAGGAUUGUACAGGUGGAUUUGAAGACGUUGGUGUCUCUCCCUAAUGGGUUCGACAAGGCUGAGUGGAUGGCCACAAACACAAUUGCUUUCUUCAAGCACAUCAACGUGUUCUCAGGCGCUGUGUCUGAGUUAUGCACUGGUACAACCUGUCCAACCACUUCUGCUGCCGGUAACAAGAUCUACUAUUGGCAGGACGACCAUGGGAAAAGGGUUAAGUGCUCAGGUCCGCUCUACACAGACUAUGCGAUGUCCUACAUACAGGAACUGAUUACUGAUGAAAACGUUUUUCCUACCACAAAUGGUUCUACUUUCCCUAGCGGCUUUGUCUUCAUGGUCCAGAAGAUCUUUCUCUACCUGUUCCAUAUCAUGGCCCAUCUGUAUUGGGCACACUACAGAGACAUAGCGAGAUUAGAGCUGCACCCUCACCUCAACACCCUCUACGCACACUUCAUGGCCUUCAACAAAGAGUUUGGCAUCCUUGAUCCACAGGAGACUGCCAUCAUGGAUGACCUGACAACCGCUAUGUCUAAACACAGCCUUUACUGAGAGAUCCUUGAAGGACAAUGGUCAGUCUUACUGUACCUCUUGCUUUGAGGGACAUUGAUAGGUGCUAUCGUAAAACAAGGCAAUCCUCUAGUGAAGGCAAAAAAACAAUAGAAAGCUCUCCACAUUUUCUGGUUUGAGGAAUAAAAACAAACAGGACGUUCACCAUUGUGCAACAGCACAUGAAGGAUCAUUGGCCAACCUUUAUUUUUUCAAAGCUUUCAACCCUGUCCCUAAGAAGAUGAAUACAUUCUCUUGUCAAGAGCAGGAAUGGGAGAAUAUCUAAAACUGCUGAGAAUAAAAGGGCGCACAGGAUCUCAACUUACCUAUUGACAGAUCUGGAUGGAAAAUUGUUUACUGCAGGUUUUGCUGGAGUAUUUUGGGACUUUGGAUCAACAGUUUGGAGGGAAACAUGCAUUUAGGUAAAAUGACUUUCAAAUCACAUACUUGAUGGUACAUUGAAAUUUCGUUCUGUUUGAUAUUUUAUUUUAAAACACUGAAACUCAAAAUCAAUUAUUGUAAGGUGACAUUGGUCUUAUGUUGGGAAAUAUUUUUAAGAAAAAUAAAAAACUGAAAUAUCUUGCUUGCAUAUAUAUAUAUAUAUAGACAUACACACACAGUGCCUUGCAUAAGUAUUCACCCCCCUUGGACUUUUCCACAUUUUGUAGUGUUACAACCUGGAAUUAAAAUGGAUUUAAUUGGGAUUUUUACCAUUUGAUUUACACAACAUACUUAACACUUUGAAGGUGCAAAAUAUUUUUUAUUGUGACACAAAAAAUAAUUAAACAAAAAAAAGACAUUUGUUGGUUGCAUAAGUAUUCACCCCCAAGUCAAUACUUGGUAGAAGCACCUUUGGCAGCAAUUACAGCUGUGAUUUGGGUAAGUCUCUACCAGCUUUGCACAUCUGGAUCCUGCAAUUUUUGCCCAUUCUUCUUGGCAAAAUUGCUCAAGCUCCGUCAAGUUGGAUGGGGACCGUUGGUGAACAGCAAUUUUCAAGUCUUGCCACAGAUUCUCAAUCGGAUUGAGGUCUAGGCUUUGACUGGGCCAUUCUAAGACAUUCAGGUUCUUGUUUUUAAACCACUCCAGUGUAGCUUUGGCAGUGUGUUUAGGGUCAUUGUCCUGCUGGAAGGUGAACCUCAGUCCCAGGUCUCUUGCAGACUGAAACAGGUUUUCCUCUAGAAUUUCCAUGUAUUUGGCUCCAUCCACCUUGCCCUCAAUUCUGACCAGUUUCCCAGUCCCUGUUGAUGAAAAGCAUCCCCAUAACAUGAUGCUGCCACCACCAUGCUUCACUGUGGGGAUGGUGUUCUCAGGGUGAUGAGCAGUGUUGGCUUUGCGCCACACAUAGCGUUUUGCGCUAAGGCCAAAAAGUUCAAUUUUGGUCUCAUCAGACCAGAGAACCUUUUUCCACGUGUUUGCUGUGUCUCCCACAUGCCUUUUGGCAAAAUCCAAACGGGAUUUGAUAUGGGUUUUUUUCAGCAAUGGCUUUCUUCUUGCCACUCUUCCAUAAAGUCCAGCUUUGUGGAGCGUCCGAGUUAUAGUUGUCCCAUGGACGGUUUCUCGCCAUAUUCUUUCCAUUUUUUAAUAAUGGAUUUAACGGUGCUCCGGGGGAUGUUCAAAGUUUGGGAUAUUUUUUUAUAACCCAACCCUGAUUGGUGCUUCUCCAGAACUUUAUCCCGGACUUGUUUUGAUAGCUCCUUGGUCUUCAUGAUGCUGUUUGUUUAGAUAUGCUCUCUGACAAACUCUGGGGCCUUCCAGAAACAGGUGUAUUUAAUCUGAGAUUAUGUGACACUUUAAUUGCACACAGGUGGACUCCAUUCAACUAAUUAUGUGACUUCUCAAGGCAAUUGGUUGCACUACACCUUAUUUAGGGGUGUCACAGCAAAGGGGGUGAAUACAUGCAAUCAAGACUUUUCAGUUUUUUAUUUGUAAAUAAUUUUGAUUCCAGGUUGUAAGACUACAAAAUGUGGAAAAGUCCAAGGGGGGUGAAUACUUAUACGAACGAGAGAGAGAGAGAGACAGACAGACAGACAGACAGACAGACAGUGUAUCACCUUCUAAAGGUUCCGACACCUACCUCAGUAACAUAAAUAGUGUGAAGCCACAAGCAAGUAGGCUGUUCAAUAUCAGGUCACAACCCCAGUUGCUUGAUGUACAUUCAUAACCUUUUGAAAAAUGUAGUAGCUAAUUGUCUUUUACCAUUAUAUACCUAUUUAAACAUUUCUUUCCGUUUGUGAUGCCAUAAAUGUACCUGUUGGGGUUUCUUUAUUUAAUAAAGAAUAUACAGAAUAAUUUCCCAUCAGCUUCCUCUGAAACACUAGAACAGAUUUUUAGCUUGUAUAUUCGCUUUUUUUUAUCUGAAUGGUUUUAUUUGUAGUACAGAACAUCUCUAAUUCUUAUUUUGUCAUCUCCCUGUAAACUAUAAAACUGUUUGUGCUUUAGCGUCAGGUCAGCAGCAGUAUUAAAUACUAACAGGAGUUUGUCAAUACUGCCAUUUCUUACAUGGACAGGGUUGGAGGACUGCAUGAUUCUUUGAAGAUAAUUUCCUAUUGUACAUUAGUUUUUACCAAAAUGUUCAACUUUUAUUCUAUAUUUUUUAUGCCAAAGCUGUAUUAAAUUAUGUAUCCUUGCUUUUAAUUAAUCUUGUGUAUUACACACUAGAAAAUCUGAGCAGGUAGUUGUGUGCUUGAGAUAGAGAUGGACAUACUGUAUAUUGUAAAAUCCACAAUUUUGGACUAUCAACUUUAAAUUGAACUUACAUCUGUUGUUUUUAGAAGAAACUAAUCUACAGUCAGCACUCUGAUAUCCGACCCUAUAAAAUUUUGACUUCAGUAAAGGUUAAACGAGUGUGACGCGUAUCUGAUUAUCUAAGGUGAUUUGACGUGUAUGUAGGUGAGCAUGUGGUAACUUGCCCCCUGCACACACACACACACACACAUUUCGUACGGAAAGAAAAAAAUAUUACUUGGGUUUGAGGAACUGUACAGGGAGACGUUUAUUGUAAUGCAUAUUUUUCUUUUAUUUGGCACUGUUGCCGUAUUAUUUUUCUUAUUUUGACAUAUCACAAGAGAUGGAUCAUGAUGGUAGAUCAUUCAUGGAAGAUUUGAUUCUGCAGCGUCAAGGCAGAAUAUUUACAGCAGUCUGUCUCGAAUGUUUAAUUAUUUGAAGAUGGUCCUCCUGGUAGUUUCGUUUUUCAUCCAGAGCGGUAUUUCACUGAUUCUUUCAUUGAAAUGUAUUAGCGCACGACUUGGGGUGAAUAGCACCAUAGUAAAAGUCAAACACUUGUCCGUUUUUUUCAGGGAACACAAAAAAGAUACAAUGUCAGAAAAUACAUAGCUGAAAGGACUGUUUUAAAACAUAUAUGCUUCCAUUUAGAUGUACUGUAGUUGGUUUUGUUGGUACAGUACUAUAUUUUCAACAGUAAUAGUAUUUUAAUUCAUAACGAUAUGAUUCUGAAAAUAUCACUUGCCAAAAUAGACGACACGUGGACUAUAAUAUUCUUUUAAAUCGAGUACCUAUUGUACUAGCAUAAUGUAAAACUCCCCAUUAACGACCCAACAGCAAAAUGAAAUCAACCCAUGCACAAAACUGCGUAAAACAUAGAAGGCAAUGCAAUUUAGCAAAAGAUAAAAAAAAAACACACACACACACACCAGUUUACAGAAUUAAAACAGUAUACAAAAUCAGUAUUCAAAAUUGCAAAAUAUAGUGCUCGAGAAGGCCCUAAGGUCACAGUAAAAAUAUAUAUAAUAAAUGCAUCACAUCAUCUAAAACUGUUUAAUGAUUAACUUUUACAAUACAGUAGCUUUUCUCGUUUGCUUUGUUUUUAGAGGAAGCACUGUAUAACUGCACAGUAACAAAGACAGACUGAUUUGCCAUACCAGAAACAAAAAAAAACUUUGGGCUGUGCCGGUUAAACAAGUACAUUGUAACACUGAAGAGACUGGCUUUGUAUGAGAAAACUGGUGACCAACGUGUAUCUGGGUACCGGAUAUCCGAGUGCUGACUGUAUUACACUUCAAAUCAAGGCAUAGAAGCAAAACCAAAAAAAGAAACCAAUGACAGCAUCUCUUUAUAUAUAUUUUAUUACAUUUCAGUUAGUUUCUAUAGGCACAAUACAAGGACUGUGUACGUAUGACACAAUGUACAGAACUUGAAUACGAUUUCAAUACUCUACAUUUCUGCUUAGGUAUUUUACAAACUCAACGUGACACCAACUGUCUGCAAGGCAAAAGUUCUAUACAAAAAAAAAAAAAAACUCAAUUAUUACUAUAUACAAAAAAAAUGACAAAA